Molecule: messenger RNA, 1198 nt
Organism: Sesamum indicum (sesame)
Lineage: Eukaryota; Viridiplantae; Streptophyta; Magnoliopsida; Lamiales; Pedaliaceae
Source: RefSeq, a predicted model, not a curated record
UUUGAAAUAAGAUAAAGGAAUAGCACAGCCACGUCAUCGAUCCAUGUGAAACAUCGUCGGGGCAUGAUCCACCGUUGGAUCAGAACGAAAAGAAGAACCCCCAGCCGCAGAUGCAGUCCCAUCAACACUCAAUACCUCUCUUGUUUUUUCGCUUUGUUUAUUUAAUUUUUUCCAUUUCUUCUACCAGCUCCGAUCUGUUGAACCCUUUUAUAUCCCUUCCCCUCUCCCAAUUUUGUCCAUCCAAAAUCUUCUCUGCUCCUACUGUAGCUCCACUGCUUUUAAUUCCCAUCUUUCUUGCCCAAGAUUUACUUUGUUCGUGGCAUGGCGAGUGAAGAAGUGCAAGCUAAUCAUUUUCAACCUCCGGCGCCGGCGCCGGCUCCGCCUGUGCCUCCCGGCACUUUGCCUCAGUAUCCAGAGAUGAUUUUAGCAGCAAUUGAAGCAUUAAACGAGGAGAACGGCUCAAAUAAAUCUUCAAUCUCAAAGCACAUCGAAGCCACCUACGGAAAUCUCCCGCCCGCUCACUCCACACUCCUUACUCACCACCUCAACAAAAUGAAAUCUGCAGGCCAGCUCCUUUUCAUCAAGAACAACUACCUCAAACCCGACCCAAAUGCCCCGCCACGCCGCGGACGCGGACGCCCCCCCAAGCCCAAAUCCCCACUUCCGCCUGGCACCGUUUCGCCGCCCCCCCGUCCCCGCGGCCGGCCUCCGAAAUCCCGCGAUCCAACGGCUCCCCCGCCGCCGCCUAAACCCAAGGCCACAAGUACAACUGGCAAUGUUUCUGGGAAAAAACGUGGGCGGCCGCCGAAGGGUGCCGCAGAAGGUGCGGGUGCGGCUCCACCGCCUGGAGGGGCGCCCCGCGGGCGUGGCCGGCCUCCUAAAGUGAAGCCUGCUGUAGCUGCGCCUGUAGGAGCUUGAUUGGAAGAAGAGGGAGAGACAGAAAUAGCUUAGGGAGUGUAGUGGUAAUUAGUGGGGUUGAUGGUCACUUUGUUUUGGUUGUUAUUUAUGGAUGUUUGUAGUUCGAGUUAAUCUUGAUUUAGGAUGGUGAAGUGAGGGGGCAGCCUGUUGAUGAUGAUGGUGUUGUAACAUUAGUGUAAAUUUUAAUGGUGAGGUUUGAAAUGGCAUGGGAUUCUCCCGUUUUAGUGAAAAAUGAAAAAUUCUUUGCAAUGCAAUGUUCAUUAGAUUUUUGUGCUUUCUA